Molecule: messenger RNA, 381 nt
Organism: Strongylus vulgaris
Lineage: Eukaryota; Metazoa; Nematoda; Chromadorea; Rhabditida; Strongylidae
Source: the annotation of a GenBank genome assembly
AUGAUUCUGUCAAUGUUGAUGUGGCUAUACAUUAUAUUCAUUGUAACAUGGAAUGUUAGCUCUGGAGCGUCGAAGAACUUCUCAAAGGAGAAGUUGAGCAUGCAAGAGACUCUUCUAGGCGAUAAUGUUUUGACGAAGUUUUUUACCUUGUCGUCGACGGUACUUCCUGUUGUUAUGCUGGUCAUGUAUGGAAUUAUAUUCCUUGUUAUAAUGAAAAAAAGAGGUGCGCUAACGGGUAGCGCGAGCUCAUCCGAAAAGGACCGGUCAUUACUUUGGCAAGCACUUGCGAUUUCAGUUAUGCUAGAGUUCUCAUCAAAGAUGAUCGACCUCCUGACAAAGCUAUUUCCCAAAUUCAGGCAUAUUCGCCGUGAUAAGCAAUAA